Messenger RNA from Amoebophrya sp. A25, 1061 nucleotides. Lineage: Eukaryota; Dinophyceae; Syndiniales; Amoebophryaceae. The record is from the annotation of a GenBank genome assembly.
AUGAAAAGAGCUGCGAGGAAGAGAAGCCUCGUGCUCAAGAACUCGUCUGGAGAAAAUGUACUUGGUGAAGAUACAACAGGAACAGCUGUUGUUGUUCCUGAACAAGUGCAUCAAAUGAUUGACGAAGAACAAGAAGAUCCCUUAGCUCUAGCUCUCGGGAACGACAAGAAUGUCGACUUGACUCCUGCGGAAGAGCUAGAUGUCUGGCGAGACAUCUUUGCUGCGAGAGCAAGAGAAGCGAUUGGAAAGAAGCGAGCUGAGAAAAUUCAAGAACAGGCUGCUGCUGCUGCUGCUGCUGCUGCAGGUGUUUCGUCUCCAUGCAAUGGAGGCACAACAUCAAAAAAUCCGUCCUCCCCAAGAACGAGUUUCAGCACGCCUAUGGGAGACAUGCCAGUAGUGACAUGCUCAUGUUUUCGAGGUUUCAGCCUGGAGCAGAGCUGCUUUAGGAGCCUUUGGUCCUUCAUCGAGGAACCUCUGGAUGAAGCCAGUGGUUUGCUUGGCGAGGUGUUGAUGGUGGCUUUAGAUUUGUUUAGAGCAGUGGCGGAGGAAGUGGAACAAUAUGGGAGAACAUCUUCAAAAUCAGCACGUGGAGGUGCUAUCGAACAAACAUCGGAUGAUGCCGCUGACGGCAAGGUAGGAGGUGGUAAUUUUUCAGGAGAUAAUGAUGAAGACGACGACGAGGAUGAAAAAGACAACCAGAGUAGCACUACAGUGGGGGAUAGUAAGGUGGCGGAUACUACAACAAGUGGAGCCACCAGUGAUGCCGGUGAACAAACGAACAAGCCUAAAAUUGUUGCUGCUAUGUCUCCUUCAGCUGGACGUGGUGGAACAGGAAAGAGUAAGAAAACCAAUGCCAGCACCUCCAAUGCCAGCACCUCGGUUGGUUGCUCUAAGAAUGACAAAAAGCCAUCCCGCAAUGCCUCUUCUGCCUUGAAUCAUUUCGGCUAUGGCUCAGGCGGUGACCAGUUGCACUACCUUACAAGCGCGGUCAGAACGUCCAUAGGAGUAAAUAAACAAAUGCUGUUGUCCCUGACGCAGGCAGAACAGCAGGAGGAAUUGGC